Oncorhynchus nerka (sockeye salmon) is the source of this 3100-nucleotide messenger RNA. Its product is annotated as transmembrane protein adipocyte-associated 1 homolog. The record is from RefSeq and is a predicted model, not a curated record. Gene Ontology annotation, cellular component: plasma membrane. Gene Ontology annotation, biological process: G protein-coupled receptor signaling pathway. Gene Ontology annotation, molecular function: G protein-coupled receptor activity. Lineage: Eukaryota; Metazoa; Chordata; Actinopteri; Salmoniformes; Salmonidae. The transcript is spliced from 11 exons. Bases 212 to 1354 code for a protein of 380 amino acids.
UUGAGAAAGAGGCGAAGAGAGAUGACGCGAGGGUAAAGAAGUGAAAGCGGUUUGUCAGGUGACUAGUUGGCUCGGAUAAUUCAUGAAUUUAACAGUCGACAAAAGUAUGAUAUCUAGGUUGUUUGUACCAACAUUAUUGUCCGCGAAAAGUCCUGCACAAUAAACAAUUUCCCCCUGAAUUUGAGACUACUGAAACGGCUUUGAACGCAUCAUGUUUGACACCGUGACUGCGGGGGUGAUGAUUGCGCAAUACAAUGGCAGUGUAUUGCCUACCUCAGUGGAGAACACAUCAGCAACACCAACCUGGGGACCAGAGCCUCACAGAUGUUUGCAGGUCCUAUACGAGGACAUUGGCGAGUUAAGAGUGCGGUUUUGGGACCUCAUGCUGCUCAUUCCCAAUGUAAUCUUCUUCAUGUUCUUGAUGUGGAAACUGCCCUCAGCCAGGGCUAAAAUCACACUCUCCUCCAGCCCCAUCUUCAUUACCUUCUACAUUCUGGUUUUUGUGGUGGCAGCGGUGGGAAUCACCCGUGCUAUCGUGUCCAUGACCGUCAGUGCAUCAAGUUCUGCCACCAUCAUUGACAAGGUGCUGUGGGAGAUCAGCCGUUUCUUUCUGCUCACCAUGGAGCUCAGUGUUAUUAUCCUGGGACUGGCUUUUGGCCACCUUGAGAGUCAGUCCAGUAUAAAGCGUGUGCUGGCUAUCACUGCUGUACUGGCACUGGGCUACUCAAUCACACAGGGCACACUGGAGAUCGUGUACCCCGACCAGCACCUGUCUGCCGAGGACUUCAACAUCUACGGCCACGGAGGACGCCAGUUUUGGUUGGCCAGCUCUUGCUGCUUCUUCCUGGUCUACUCUUUGGUUAUCAUCCUUCCCAAAACCCCGGUGAGGGAGAGAAUAUCUCUGCCAUCUAAGAAGAGUUUUUAUGUGUACGCUGCCAUUCUGUCCCUGCUCAAUCUGGUCCAGGGGCUGGGCAGUGCCCUUCUGUGUGCCGGCAUCAUAGAGGGGCUCUGCUGCGUGGAUGUCACCACCUUCAUCUACUUCUCUGUGUUUGCCCCACUCAUCUAUGUCACCUUCCUCAAAGGCUUCUUCGGCUCAGAGCCCAAGGUCCUCUUCUCCUACAAGUGCCAGGUGGACGAGCCUGACGACCAGACGGAUGUCCACCUGCCCCCCGCCUCAGGCCUGGGCCACAAGGAGCAGCUGGAACGGGGCUCCUUCUACCCCGGCACCCAGAUAGAUGGCCUGACUGCUGCAACCAUGGGCACCGGCAUAGCUGCUUACCUGGACAAUGUGGCCUCUGGUCCUUUCGGGCCGGGCAGCAUAAACAGCGACCGCUGGAGAGCCAUCAACGCCUGAGAGGAGAGGAAAUGAGAAGGCUGGAUAGGGGAUGUUGGACUUGUUGAGUGGAGAAGUUGAAGUUUGCUAUGGCUCUCUCUCCCUCCGGAGACACUGUGAAUUGACUCAUUUCAGCCCCUGUCUGUUCUCCAUUUUGGAUCUUGCUGCCUUGUCCAUUCUGGCUCAAACAUUACAUUUUCCCCCAAUACCUGCAGGGGAUAUUUCUACAACUUCAGUCAAGUAUUUUCCCUCCUGUAAAUGCAUGUGUGGCUGACCAAGAUAAGAAGAUAAUGUAAAGGUAAUGUCCGAUACAUUUCCAUCGAAGGAUUACAACUGAGGUAUAGUCCAUUAACUGUGGCCUUGUAUUAGAUUUGUAAUCGUCUCGUAUUGAAAAACUGCCUCGCUCCCCGUAGGCCAGCCCUGUUUUUAUCGAGCUAGGAGCCUUCUCUAAAUUGCAUCACUCAUAAUGAAUCAAGUGUGCUUAAUUAUUUUUUUUAAAUGUUUGAUAUCAGUGCUCCCCCUCAAUUUUAUUGUUUGCUGUCGGUUUUAUUUAUUUUAGUGACUGCUUGGUUUUAUGUCGAUAGGUAGUUCCAUCAGCUGAUCAUUCCUGGUAUUAAAGGUGCUUAACUUUCCAACCACCAAUCAAAUGAGAUGGAGAAGGCAGGAACAGCACUUGUGGCGAAACAAUGUUUUUUUGUGGACAUUUUUAUUUCAAGAAACAUUUAUGCGCAAUAUACAUUGGAUUCAACCCAAAAGUGUGUUGUUGUUUUUUUACGAUGUAAAAUGUGUUUUCACUAUGAAAUUAUUGAUGAAGUCACCUUAUGGGGUUUCCCUUGUGUUCUUUAUAGUCAACCCUGAUUUCAUCACAAGAAAGAGCAACUUUUAAACAAAGUCCUUCUGCUUGAUCAUGAUGCUCAACGCAAACUAAAUACCAAUUUUCAUGAAGCCCUACUUCUCUUGCGUUAAUUCCUACUUCUAUGUCUGCUGUGAACUUAGUAGCCCACCACACAUGGCUUGCUGGGAAACCAAUUCUAUUGGUGCCUGAAAACGAUGUCAUUCCAGUUUGUGUGAAUUACGAUGUCACUUUUUUGAUUUUAGUUUUGUUUAUGCCCCUCUUGAUUUUGUCACUAUAUUCAUUUCGCCAAAAAUGAUUAUGUUUGCUAUGAUAAAAUGUGAAGUGGGUGAAGUUAUUCAUGUGACAUAGCAUCCAGUGGAGGCUAGUGAGGGGAGGAUGGCUCAUCAUAAUGGCUGGAACAGAGUAAAUGGAUUGGAGACCAUGUGUUUGAUGUAUUUUAUUCCAGUCAUUACCACAAGCCCGUUCUGCCCAAUUUAAGGUGUCACCAAUUUACUGUGAUAGCAUCACUACGUAAUAUAAGAGACAUUUAUUUUUUUCAUAAGCGUAAGCCACCACAAAACAAUCGUUUUAUAUUGUCAUUGUAGUAUUUUAUACAAGUCUUCUGCUUUGCUCUUCCCAAUACAUGCCCUGCAUCAACAAACUCUGUUGCUUGCUCUCAAACACUGCCUUAUAUUUCUAGAGAAAUGUCGGAAGAGUUGUGUUUGAGGUACGAAAUUAUACUAUACUCAAAUCAUCAUGAGUAAGGUCUCUGGGUGUGGGUUUCAAAUGCAAGUGCAGUCAUGUUAAAGACUGAAUAAAAUAUUUAAGAUGGUAAAUGAAAGAACUUUGAAAAAGAGUGAGGAUACGUGAUGCCAGAAAUUUGUGAAGAAUUUAUAGCUCAAUGAUCCACUAUUAAAAGAAAAGAACGGUGA